Molecule: messenger RNA, 489 nt
Organism: Rhodotorula toruloides NP11
Lineage: Eukaryota; Fungi; Basidiomycota; Microbotryomycetes; Sporidiobolales; Sporidiobolaceae
Product: DASH complex, subunit Dad2
Exons: 3
Coding region: 1-489 (162 amino acids)
Biological process (GO): mitotic cell cycle; attachment of spindle microtubules to kinetochore
Cellular component (GO): DASH complex; mitotic spindle midzone; mitotic spindle
Source: RefSeq, a predicted model, not a curated record
AUGUCCUACCGCUCGUCACUCUACCCGGGCGCGUUCAACUCGUCCGCCGCGUCAUCCGCCUCGUCGUCGUCGCCUUCGCCCGCCGCGACCCUCCUGAUGGAGAAACAGCGCGAGUACACGGCGUUCGCGCAGGUGUGUGCGCACGCAGAACACCUCGCACACUUCCUGGACAGCUUUGCCGACAAGUACGAGGUCCUCGACGGCGGUUCGGAGGCUGUGGGAGACGUCGUCGAACACUGGCAGAACGUCUUCCGUGUCACUGGUCUUGCACUCGCCUCUCUCGCCGACAAGCGCGCAGCACUCGCCACUCCCUCGGACCCGUCCGCGCCACAGCCCACAGAGGCAGACGUCAACAACGUCGUCCUGCCUCCCGGCACGCUCCCCGACAAACUCGUUCGCAUCCCAGUCCGUCAACCUGACGACGAGGGAAGCGUUGGGUUGGCUGGGUCGGCUCAGGCGAGCGGGACGUCGACGCCGGGUAGCACAUGA